AUGUCUGAGCCUGUAAACCUUAUCGAGAAUGCGGUAGAAGAAAAUAUUAUGAAUGUGGAAGUGGAAGUUUUCGAGAAUACGGGAGAUGCAGUGCAAAUUUUGGAUAUCGUGAAUGAAGAUAUCGUGAAUGAGUUUCAUUCGGAUGAGUCAGGUUCAUAUCUCGAAGAGCUCGAAGAGACCGAUAAAUUAGAAUUAGACAACGUUGAAAUAUUUAAUAGGAUAGGUCGUUUUUCAUUUGGAUCAAAUGCACCUGUUCCGUUUGCAGAAUUUUUAGUACUUGUAAAUAGAGUAUCCGAUGCAUACAAUGAAAUGGUAAAAAUAUACCAAUCAGCUGAAUAUAAUAAAGAAACAUGUGGGAAUUUGUUGGAUAAGGUUCAAAUAGCUCAUACAGCCGUAAGCAAUUUAAAAAAUCUUGAUGAAAAUGAUGAAUAUUUUUCACAAGAAAAUUUUGACAAAUUGGAUGUAGUGGUUGCUGUCGUUGUUGAAAUUCGUGAACUUGCUGGAGAAUUUACUCAGUUAACAAGUUUAUCCGAAUAUGAAGAUAAAAUUAAUAAAAUUAAUGAUAAAAUUAUUUAUUUUGAUUCAAACAUGAUCAGUUGA
Funneliformis geosporum is the source of this 600-nucleotide messenger RNA. NCBI's taxonomy places the organism in Eukaryota, Fungi, Glomeromycota, Glomeromycetes, Glomerales, Glomeraceae. The record is from the annotation of a GenBank genome assembly.